UCCACAUUAUAGUAUUGGAGGCUUGGCUCGUAUAGCGUUUGUAGAGAAAGAGCGUUUAAUUCAGAGACGCCCUAGAUUCUAAGCUUAUACAACUCUUUCUGUUAUUAUCAAAAUUAUGGAUCUGUUCGCAUACUGGAUCUUAUUAAUUUGCAACACAUUCGUGUCUAGUGAGACAUCAGCGUUAAUUGUCUCCUCUGUUCUGACUUCCCCCUUUCUGAUGGAAGAGAAAGAAAGUAACGGGAGUGUAAAUAAGACAUAUCGUGGUUAUAUUAUAGACCUGUUAGAGGAGCUGAAGAAAAAAGUGGACUUUGAUUAUGAUAUCGAAAUCUCGCCUGACGGGACCUUCGGACGAGAGUUAACACCAGGGAACUGGAGUGGCACAAUAAAUGAAGUUAUACAAAAGAGAGUAGCCCUUGCCGCUGGUCCAUUUACAGUAACUUCUAAGCGAGCACGUGUUGUCGAUUUUUCAACUCCUUUUCUGACCACAUCUUUUGGAAUAGUUCUAAGGCAACCAAACAAAGCUGAAGAAUCAAUUGGCCAUCGUCUGCUGAGAGUUUGGGACCCUUUAAAUCCUAGUGUAUGGAUGCUGAUUUUUAUAUCAUUUGUUGUUACCAGCACACUUCUAUAUGUGGUGUCUUAUUUUAAUCCUUAUGAAUGGCGGAGGAUGUCACGUGAUGGCGAGGCCUCACUCCGGGAGGGAGAGUCAUUCACGUGUAUGAACAGUUUCUGGUUUGUGAUGAGUGCUUUAAUGUGGCAAGGUUAUACGCGAGCCCCUCGUUCCAUCGGUGGCAGAAUAAUCGUUAUGUUUUGGUGGUUAUUUGUUGUCAUUUCUGUUUCCUGUUAUAUUGCAAAUUUGUCAAAUUUGCUGAGAAUUGAACCGAAUACAGAACACACAGAAAGGAUGAUAAGAGUGAAAAACCUCAAAGAUCUUGCAAACAGUGACAUUCCGUACCUAAUAACCAAAGGAGGGGCCAUGGAAGAAUUCAUUUUAAAUUCAAAUGCGAGGAUAGCACAACAUCUUAGAUCGAAAAAAUACAAAACAGUCUCAUCCAUCAAAGAAGGGUUAGAAAAAGUCAGUAAAGAGCCCACACAAGCUCUAGCUUUACUUGGAGAAUCAAUGAUGAUAAAAUAUUACUUGAGAACGUAUUCCUGUAAACUUUAUAUCGUUGAGGAUCCCUCUGUAUAUAGACACUUUGCCUUUGCUUUUCCAAAAGACUCUUUAGAUAAGCGAAGAAUUAAUGUAGCAAUAUCGACUAUUGAUGAGCUGGGUUAUCUAAACGAUAUGAACGAACAUUGGUUUUCUACAUCCUGUCGAGGAAUAGUGUUCGAUGAUAGUCGGCCUGAAUUGUACGAAAUUCCGAAAUUUUUCGUGCUAGAUGUUGGCCAUUUUUCCGGAGCCAUGGUGGCAUUAGCCAUUGGACUGGUGUUUGGUAGUUUAGUAACUAUCAUUGAGUAUCUUAUAUAUAAGUAUGCUGAGGAGCCAGAAAAGGAGAAAACAAAGACUAAACAAGUUCAACAGAGUGGCGAAACCGGUUCUGAGUUUCAGCCUUCCGACAGGUUGUUGACCGGAAAUAAAUCUACGACAACAGUGUAAAAAAUUUACUGAUUGAUAAAACCAACUUUAGAUUUUCCAGCUUUAAUGUUCUGUCAUUAGCUUAUUAUAAGUUUUGCAUUGCUUUAUUAUGAAGUUUCAUUCCAGAGUUAUAUUUUUCUUUUUCUUUUGAAUAAUGCCUUAGAAUAUGUUUUAUAAUGUCAUUCUUUUUCACGAUUAAGUUCUCAUAUUUAACAUUUAAGUUUAUCAAUAACCUCUGGUGUGAGAAACAUUAAGUCAUGACCAUGAGGAUUAAUUUUGAUGAAGAAAAUUACUUGUACAUCAUUUUAAUUACGGUAUUUGCUCAUCACUUUAAUGCUUCGAUUCUUUUUUUAUUCCUAUUCUAGAAUUGUUUUAUUACUACAUUCUCUAACUGUGUCCUCUGAUUGUAUCAUCUGAUAUGGAUCUUUUAUUUGUUCAUAAAAACUUCUCCACAAAA
Molecule: messenger RNA, 2030 nt
Organism: Saccostrea echinata
Lineage: Eukaryota; Metazoa; Mollusca; Bivalvia; Ostreida; Ostreidae
Product: glutamate receptor ionotropic, kainate 3-like
Exons: 6
Coding region: 116-1594 (492 amino acids)
Biological process (GO): synaptic transmission, glutamatergic; modulation of chemical synaptic transmission; monoatomic ion transport
Cellular component (GO): postsynaptic membrane; plasma membrane
Molecular function (GO): glutamate-gated receptor activity; transmitter-gated monoatomic ion channel activity involved in regulation of postsynaptic membrane potential
Source: RefSeq, a predicted model, not a curated record